UGUCAUUCGGUUUGUAUAAGUACUGUAAAGAAGAUAUUGUCAAAAGUGGUGAUUGUUUAUGAAAAUAUGCGUGGAUUGUUUUGUUUCAUCGUUCUCAUUAUAUUAUAUCAAAGUUGCUAUGGAAUGACAAGGGCACAGUUGAAGAAAACUUUGACUAUCGUAAAGAAACAGUGUGUACCGAAAAUUGGAGUGUCUGAAGAUAAAAUUGAUAAAAUAGAACAAGGAGUGUUUAUAGAAGACCGUAAAGUCAUGUGUUAUGUAACUUGCGUUUACAAAAACAUGCAAGUGGUGAGAAAUGACAAAUUGAAUCAGGAUUUGAUAAACAAACAAGUAGAAGCCUUGUACCCUGCCGACAUGAAAUCAGCAGUCAAGAAAGGAGUAGACCAUUGCAUGCCCGUCCAGGAAAAGUACAACGACGUUUGCGAACGCGUAUUCUACGGGACAAAAUGCUUGUACGAGUAUGACCCGCCUAACUUCGUUAGUGUUUGUGAUGGAUUCUGUUACAUAGAAAGGAUUUAUAUAACCGAAAUUAAAAUGCUUUCCAAAAUUAAUUUGAUUUAUUUUUUAUGUGUACUCUUCACUUUGAAAUAUUUCGGUGUGAAUGGAAUGACCAGGCAACAGGUUAAAAACUCAGGCAAGCUGAUGAAGAAAACAUGUAUGCCGAAAAAUGACGUCACCGAAGAACAGGUCGGUGACAUUGACAAGGGCAAGUUUCUGGAAGAGAAGAAUGUGAUGUGCUACAUAGCUUGCAUUUACUCCGUGGGUGGUGCUUUGAAGAACAACAAGAUAAUCCACGAGGCUAUGAUAAAGCAGGUCGACAUGAUGUUCCCUGCGGAUAUGAAGGACGCGGUAAAGGAAACCAUAGAGAAGUGUAGAGGAGUUGCAAAACAGUACAAGGAUAUUUGCGAAGCAGCGUUUGCGACGGCCAAAUGCAUGUACGAAGCAGAUCCGCCUAAUUUCUUGUUCCCGUAACAUACGAAGAGCAAUGAGUUUAUCUCUGAAGAUUUGUUGAAGUUAAUUUG
This is a messenger RNA of Amyelois transitella, 1022 nucleotides long. RefSeq lists its product as uncharacterized. The transcript has 10 exons. Gene Ontology annotation, cellular component: extracellular region. Gene Ontology annotation, biological process: sensory perception of smell; olfactory behavior. Gene Ontology annotation, molecular function: odorant binding; dibutyl phthalate binding. The record is from RefSeq and is a predicted model, not a curated record. The coding region runs from base 67 to 972 and encodes 301 amino acids. Lineage: Eukaryota; Metazoa; Arthropoda; Insecta; Lepidoptera; Pyralidae.